AUGUUGCGAAAAUGGAACAGGGAAGAGUACGAAAGGAUAGCUCUUCAGCGUCUCCAGGAUGAGAUCGCUGAAGAGGAGUUGGGAAUUCCAAAACAACCAGCUGUGAAAAGAGAAUUGUUGAAACAGAGAGAUUACAAAGUUGAUCUUGAGUCUAAAUUAGGAAAAAGUGUUGUUAUUAACAAGAAUACACCAUCUUCUCAAACUGGAGGGUAUUAUUGCAAUGUAUGCGAUUGUGUUGUGAAGGACUCAAUUAAUUUCUUGGACCACAUCAAUGGAACAAAACAUCAACGUAAUUUGGGCAUGUCAAUGAAAAUAGAACGUUCUACAUUAGAUCAAGUUAAAGCCCGUUUUGCAAUGAAUAAAAAGAAGUUAGAAGAAAAGAAGAAGGAUUAUGAUUUAGAACAAAGAGUGAAAGAGUUGAAAGAAGAAGAAGAGAAGAUCAAGGAAUAUAGGAAAGAAAAGAGGAAAGACAAAAAGAGAAAAAUCGAUGAAGUUAAUGAUGAUAAUCAUGGGCCUUCAGACGAAAUGGCGGCAAUAAUGGGCUUCUCAGACUUCGGCUCUAAGAAAAGGUGACAAUGAAGAAUUGCUGGAUUAUUUAUGACAAAUAAAUGCCUUCUCUAAAGAGAGAAGACAGUGGUGCCACUUCAUCGUUACGUACAAACUGUUGAGUUUAUAAAUUAACAUUAAACAGUACAAAGUCAGGGAUCAACCAGACUGAUCUUAGCGUUACAAAAGCUUACUUUUGAUUUUGAUAUGUACGUUUGUAGUGAAUUCCACCACAUUUACCUAACUACCAGUUUGUAUAACUUAAUGUUUUGUACACACGAUAUAGCAAUAAAUCUAUUGAACGUAA
Megalopta genalis is the source of this 853-nucleotide messenger RNA. Lineage: Eukaryota; Metazoa; Arthropoda; Insecta; Hymenoptera; Halictidae. The record is from RefSeq and is a predicted model, not a curated record.